ACUAACCUUUUAUUUAAUCUCCCGCCAGUCAUCGACUUGGGAGUGGGACAUGUGCCCCCGGGCGACCUUGCUGUCAGACACAAUAACUGUGGGCGUUAGGGUUACGUGACACUUCCAGAGAGGGGAAUGUUUUCACGGCAUCAGUUCAAUCCCGUUUGGAUCCUCACCUGGUUAUUGCAGCGACCACCCCCGCAACUGGCGGUCUCCAAACGUGGCAUCCGAAUCGUCAGAGUCUCUUUCCUGAAAGCAGAUUCCCGGGGGCCGCCUCUCGUAAUCCGAUUCGGUACGUCUGGGCGUGCCUGGAAUCUGCAUUUUAACUAGCGCCUCUGGUGGGCUGAAAUGCACACUCAAGUUUCAGAACCACUGCUUGCUCGCGGCCCCGCUUACCCCUUGAAUGAGGAGCUGUGACUCAAGCACCACCAGGGUACCCCGGGUCCUGCAGCCAGCCUCGCUUUACAGAGGAGAAGGCCGAGGCACACACACAUCCAGGGGAUGGCACUGGUGGGAUCUGAACCAGGCCGUUUGACUCCAUUGCCUGUGUUCUUCCCCACCGCCCUCUACUGCAGGAGUAAGAGGUGCCAUGGCCAAGAGGCACCCCCUGGGCCUCCUCCCAACCCCUCCAGAGGCCGAUCGCAGCAGCUCGGGGUGUUUUGUCCUCUCCCCUAAGGGAAGGAGAAGUUGGGGCCUGGCAUCUUGGCCACGUCUGGGGACCAGCUGCCUCCUGGUGGAUGCCACCUCCAAGGCAGCACGUGGAACUAGCUCUCAAUGCCCACUAGGUGCCCAGCUGCUGCCAGUGCCCAGCAACCACCCAGGAAACUGGGCAAUAGCAAAAGUGAAACCGACUCAGCCGGUUUCCCACCCCCGCCAAGGGAAAUGGGGAGCAGCCUCGGCUGGACAACAACCAAUUAGGCACUUUUUAUUGCCCACGCUGUCAUAAUCCUUGCAGCUUGGCUCUGAUGAAGAAGAGGAAAUGGGAUGCACUGGAACUCCAAGAAGCUUAAAGAGUUCAUGCUGGCUAUCCCCCUGCUUCCAGGCAAGAGAGCCCAAAUGCCAACCACCAGAGAUUUCCUCCAAGUGAGGCCCUCAGCCUUGGAAGUUGACAGAUCUUUGUGGCUAACAAGCCCUUCAGCCUUGUGGGGGGCUCCAGAAACUCAGGGAAAGAAGAAACCUGCCUCUCUUAAUUCUGGGGACAAGUGGGGGUAGGCUAGGCAUGUAUCUAGGGCACAGAUAUGGUUGUGGUUCCGGACCAACCCUCUGGUUGCAGAACCCUGCAUGUUGGCAUCAGGGUUCAGGGAAUUACCCUUUUUUUUUUUUUUUCUAACACAAUCAGAUUCCUCCCUCAGACUGGCAGCUCCCCAAAGCAGUGGAAUAGAGGAUUUGUCUUCUCCAAGAGACUGAAAGCUGAUGGCUUUCCCAAGGACAGCCACGCCUCAUUCGUCCUCUUCCCCUUCCUCAGUUGCUCAGUGCUGAACUCUGUCUGUCCAGGUCAGUCCUGCCAUCCAUAUGCAAUGCCUGUGGCUCUGGCCCAAAGGGGGCUGUGCAUUCUGAUUGGGAAGUACAACCACAGCCAAGAAGUGCCUCUGUUUCCUCAUCUGUAAAAUGGAGUAAUAAUAGGACACACCUCAUUAUUGUGAAGAUUAUGUAAGAAAAUGUGUGUGCCUGGCCCAUAACAGGCACUCAGUAAAUGAGAGCUCUUACUGGCUCUUUGGACAACUGGCAAAAGGAGAGAGACCCCACCCUGGGCAGUUGCUUUCUGCCCAUCGGAGACCAGGAUGGGGAAAUCCAGCAGCCCAAGCUUAGAGGGUCAGAGCCGGCAGCCUGGCAGCAGUGUGCGGCUCUGCAGCCCGCUGUAGCAGGAAAAGCUGAGACCAGCAUGGCUGCCCUCAGGGACCUGGAGCAGAGAGGGCAACAACUUGAACAACUUCAAGUCAGGACCCAACCAUCAAGGCAGAGUGGAGAGAGGAAGGCGCGAUGUGUUUCACUGCCUCAGACCGGGGAUGGGUAUGGCAGUCCUUCUUGCAGAGUGCUGUGGGUCUCAAACCCAGCGGAGCCAUUCAUCUGGCAUCUUCAGGAAUUGGGACAUGGGCAGAGGGAUAGACUCAAUGAUCUCUCCCAGACCAUGGAUCCCAAAAUCACCUAAAGGAGGGGAGGGGACGCAGGUAGGUGAAAACACAUCCGGGCUGAGCACACACCCAUCUUCCCUGUCAUGCAUGGAGACAUGCCCCUGGGUUCAGAGUGGUCAACGAGCUGCUUCACAUAUCAUACUGUCUCUUCUUAGGGGGAAUGGGACCUGGGGUUGGCAGCGGCUGUGAGGAAGAGGAGGCACUGCCUCUGCAGCCAGUUCUGCCCUAAGUGAGGACCCUGGGUGGGGCUGAGCAGGAAUGACACUUGGCAUGGAGCCAGGGCCCUCGGGCCGGGCAGGCAGGCUGAAGGAGGAGGGAGUGUCCUGAUUUUACGAAAGAGAUGGGGCAGACCCCACUGCCCUCUGCCUUGGGCCUCCGAGGAAUAAGCAAGUAGAAUUGGAAUAGGGAGUCAGGGGAGAGGGAUUCUGAAGCUCUUGAGAAAAUCCUGGGGAGUGGGGAGUGGAUUUCCUUUCAUCUUCCUUUCCUCUUUUCAGCUUGAACUUAGAAGUCACCUCCUCUGGGAAGCCUUCCCUGCAUUUCCCCAUGUUUCCUGAGUUUACCUUUGCCACGGUACCAUCUGAGGCGCCCCUGACUGUCUCUGCCCCCACCCCCACCCCGGGUUCCGGCAAUGCUAACCGCUGUCUGCGGCUCUCUGGGCAGCCAGCACACGGACACGCCUCACGCUUCGCCUCCGCGCCUCGACCUGCAGCCUCUCCAAACAUACCAGGGCCACACGAGCCCGGAGGCCGGGGACUACCCCUCCCCGCUGCAGCCUGGAGAGCUGCAGAGCCUCCCGCUGGGCCAGGAGGUGGACUUCUCACAGGGCUAUGAGCUGCCUGGGGCCUCCUCGCGGGUAACCUGCGAAGACCUGGAAAGCGACAGUCCCUUGGCCCCGGGACCCUUUUCCAAGCUCCUGCAGCCGGACAUGUCGCACCAUUACGAAUCGUGGUUCCGGCCGACCCACGCAGGCACAGAGGAUGGCUCAUGGUGGGACCUUCAUCCGGGCACCAGCUGGAUGGACCUCCCCCACACUCAGGGCGCGCUGACCUCACCCGGCCACCCGGGGGCGCUUCAGGCUGGUUUGGGAGGCUACGUCGGAGACCACCAGCUUUGUGCUCCCCCGCCUCACCCGCAUCCUCACCACCUGCUCCCAGCCUCCGGAGGGCAGCACCUCCUGGGGCCUCCCGACGGGGCUAAGGCCCUGGAAGCGGUGGCCCCGGAGGCCCAGGGGCUGGAUUCCAGUCUGGACGCGGUGACCAGGCCCAAAGGCUCGCGGCGGUCAGUGCCCCGCAGCUCAGGCCAGACCAUGUGCCGCUGUCCCAACUGUCUGGAGGCGGAGCGACUGGGGGCUCCGUGCGGGCCUGAUGGGAGCAAGAAGAAGCAUUUGCAUAACUGCCACAUCCCUGGCUGCGGGAAGGCCUACGCCAAGACGUCGCACCUGAAGGCGCACUUGCGCUGGCACAGCGGCGACCGUCCCUUCGUGUGCAACUGGCUCUUCUGCGGCAAGCGCUUCACGCGCUCGGACGAGCUGCAGCGCCACCUUCAGACCCACACCGGCACCAAAAAGUUCCCCUGUGCGGUCUGCAGCCGCGUCUUCAUGCGCAGCGACCACCUGGCCAAACACAUGAAAACCCACGAGGGUGCCAAAGAGGAGGCUGCCGGGGCGGCGGCGGGCGACGGCAAGGCUGGCGGAGCUGUGGAGUCCCCCGGGGGCAAAGGCAAGCUGGAGGCCGAGGGCAGCGUGGCACUCUCCAACUGAGCUCCUCGGGUACCGCCACCCCUGUUGUUCUCUACUGAGGCAUGAGGGGCCCCAGGCCUGACGUCCUUCGGGGGCGGCUUGAGCUAGAGGGGAAGGUGGUUAUUUAUUGAGGGGGAGGAAAAGUGGUGCUGGGACAGGGAAACUGGGCGCUAGGGUUUUUUAGUCACUGGGACUGGAUGGGGCGUUUUGGACUGUU
Choloepus didactylus (southern two-toed sloth) is the source of this 4078-nucleotide messenger RNA. It is a transcript of the gene SP6, whose product is annotated as Sp6 transcription factor. The record is from RefSeq and is a predicted model, not a curated record. The transcript is spliced from 3 exons. Gene Ontology annotation, biological process: regulation of transcription by RNA polymerase II. Bases 2752 to 3882 code for a protein of 376 amino acids. NCBI's taxonomy places the organism in Eukaryota, Metazoa, Chordata, Mammalia, Pilosa, Megalonychidae. Gene Ontology annotation, molecular function: RNA polymerase II cis-regulatory region sequence-specific DNA binding; DNA-binding transcription factor activity, RNA polymerase II-specific.